Umbelopsis ramanniana AG is the source of this 1308-nucleotide messenger RNA. RefSeq lists its product as uncharacterized. The transcript has 4 exons. Gene Ontology annotation, biological process: iron-sulfur cluster assembly. Gene Ontology annotation, molecular function: iron-sulfur cluster binding. The record is from RefSeq and is a predicted model, not a curated record. Bases 213 to 1235 code for a protein of 340 amino acids. Lineage: Eukaryota; Fungi; Mucoromycota; Umbelopsidomycetes; Umbelopsidales; Umbelopsidaceae. Gene Ontology annotation, cellular component: cytoplasm.
ACUCACUCUAAUGGUUAUUAUCUAUGAUUGCAAACCAUGGUGGAGUCGGUAUUGAACGAGUUUUCAUCAAUGUCGUCAAAAGGAACCAAUCAGAAAUACUGUACUUUUUGGAAAGAUCCACGGAUCAGUCACAUGACAGCUUAAUUUUUUUUAAGAGACUUUGCGUAUCAAUCAGCUGGCUGGCUUCUAUUUGAUAUACCACAUACACCGCAAUGCCCACCGCAAUAAUCAACUCUGGUGAUCAAAUUCUCUUUGUGGCUCCCAGCACCACCGAUCAACAGCACUUGUUGGACGCAAAGUCGGCAUUCCAAUCUCAAGUUGGAUCGGACGGCAAUGUCGCAUUCGAGGCUAUGGAACGAGUUCCUGAAGCCCCUCUCCAAAACGGUACCUACAAUUCUAUACACUCCAACUUGGUUUUCCCGUCAGUAUCAUCCCACACCGCCCAAGCUCUUUCACAGUACUUGAAAGCUCUCAAGCCAGGAGGCUCCCUUUACCUUGUUGAGCCUGUUGUUAUUGCCGACCUCAGUAAUACGUCAUGUCCCAUUACCCGCAAAGAAUCCGAUAUCGUGUCAAUGCUCAAGCUCGCCGGUUUUGUUGAUGUUACCGUUGAAUCUUCGACCGCAGUAUCAGACGAAUCCCUUAUUGAUUUCUUCCACGCCUGGGGUGUUACCAAGAGAGUAGAUCAGGCUGUUUCUAGACUUUCAGGAAAGUUUGGAACGGUACAAAUUGUUGCCAAAAAGCCCGCUUAUGAAGUUGGAAAGAAGUUUGCUCUUAAUUUCAAGAAGAAGCCAGUCAAGGUGGAGGAACAAAAGAAGGUGUGGACCAUUGCUGCUGAUGAUGAUGAUGAUGCGGAAUUGGAGGAUGAAGACCUACUUUUGGAUGAAGAAGAUAAGAUUAAACCUAGCAAAGAAGCUUUGACUCGCCCAGAUGAUUGUGAAAUGACAGACGGUCGCCGUAAAGCAUGUAAAAAUUGUACUUGCGGUCGAGCUGAUAUGAUGGACGAUGAGGAAGAAUCUAACAACGUGGUUACCUUGGAUCUGAUGGACGAAACUGCCGACGAUGAAAUCGUUGAGGUGGACCCAACACCAAAGAAGGUCGGUGGUUGUGGCAGCUGCGCGUUGGGUGAUGCUUUCCGUUGCUCUACGUGUCCUUAUCUUGGUAUGCCUGCUUUCCAAGAAGGAGAGCGUGUUACCAUUAAUGCCGGAAUGUUCGCUAGUGAUGAUAUUGAUAUUUAGACACCACCUCGUACGCCUUUUGAUUCUUUCCUUAUAAAAUGAACGAAUAAUGCCAUAUUUUUUUUAAUGUAAA